AUGGCCGCCGCAGUGCAACAAGGGCCGACAGGCGCGGGAGGAGAAGCUGCUGCGGCGGCGGCGGUUGCGGAGGUGGAGGACAGGAUGGACCUGCUGUGGGAGGACUUCAACGAGGAGCUGGCGCGGGCCGGCGGGCUGCAGCAGGCGCGCGACCUGUGUUCGUCUGGCUCGUCGGACGCGGAGUCGUCGGAGCCCGCGGCGGCCCGCGGGUGCGCGCCGGUGCUGCGCCCCUCGUCCAGGGCCGCCGGCGCGGUCCGGCACUGCCGCCGCCGCGCCGGGACGUGGGUGCUGCUCAUGCGGAUCUUCAGGAGGCUCUUCGUCAUCGAGAAGACCACCGUCUCCGCGGCCGCAGCCGCCAGGCGGCAGCACGCCGCUGCCACCACGAGGGCGAGCUGA
Messenger RNA from Miscanthus lutarioriparius, 396 nucleotides. The record is from the annotation of a GenBank genome assembly. NCBI's taxonomy places the organism in Eukaryota, Viridiplantae, Streptophyta, Magnoliopsida, Poales, Poaceae.